UGCGCCCCACUUGAUUGCAACCUUGUGCUUUCUCCUUCUGGAUGCCUGCCGCGCCCCUUGCUUGCAUCGUCACUGCACUGUUGGAUCUCGGUCGUCGAACUCGGCAGCCUGGAUGUCGCAAGACGGGAACUUCCCAUUUUUUUCAUAAACACUUUUAGUUCUCCAUCAAUUCUUUAUCUACCCCCUUGCCAAUUUGCUGGCAAUUUCUGAAACCAAUUGUUGCAAAACACCAUUGUUUGCCAUGGGCAACGAUACCAUGAUCACGGAUGAUUAUGUCGCCGAGCUCCUUGCCAAGGAAGCGAGCGAGGCCUCGAUAAAGUAUUCCUCCAUGGGCCUCGAAGCUUUCAGAUCGACAAAACCUGCGAACAAGGCAAAGCCAAAUACCAACUUCUUGACUCGCAUCAUUCGCGAAACCGACUCCCACAAUGCCGCAAUCAAGGCCAAGGAAGCCGCCGAGGCGCAGGCGCGACUGUCCGGCUUAGAAGAAGCAGAAGAGAAGAAGCGACUUAAAACCAACCCUUCGCUACAGGACAUACGACGACGGCAGUUAGGCGCAAUAUCCUCGUUACUUUCCGGGCAAAAGCAAAGGCGUGGGACUGAAGAAGAUGUUCGGUCGAGCGCCAGAACGACGUCUUCCAAAGAUCACAAGGACAGGAAAUCUAGCGACAAGGAAAAAUCGAAGCGGGGCGAGAGUCGACGUUCGGAUAACGAGGAUACAAAAGAUACAUCGCGAGAAAGGCGCCACCACCAUCACCACCACCGACAUCAUAAGGAUGAAGAGAGGUCCUCGCGCGAGGAACGGCGGCACAGAGACAGAUCCAGAUCGCGCUCUCCACGACACCGCGAGCGCAGACACCGACAUCGGUCUCGUUCCCCGCUCAGCAGCGACCAAGAAGGCGCGAAGCACAGCCGCUCGUCGCUCAAGUCCCGAAGCAGCAGAUCCGAAAAGGAGAGCCGUUCCCGCAAGGACCGUGACAUAAUUCCAGAAAAAUCAUCUACUCAUAGACGACACGGCCGGCUGGCCGAAAAAGAGCUAUCCGAAAACGAAGAUUCGGACCCGCUUGAGGACCUCAUCGGGCCAGCAGCACCGCCUCCUGUUGAUGCUUACCCCCCACCUGUUCGCACUCGUGGAAGAGGAGCAGGAAGGGGCGGAGCCGCCAUGGACGGAAGAUUUGCGAACGACUACGACCCAAGUGAAGACAUGCAGUUGGAUGAGACUGACCUCAAGGUCUCCAAGAAUGACGACUGGGAUGACAUGGUGGAAUCUUUCCGUGACCGGCAAAAGUGGCUCAAGCAGGGCGCGGACAGACUUCGGGCUGCUGGCUUCUCGGAAGAGGACAUCAAAAAGUGGGAAAAGACCGGUCCCAAUGGGGAGAAGGAUAUCGAGGAUGUCAAGUGGACCAAGGCUGGGGAGAAGAGGGAAUGGGACAGAGGCAAGGAGGCUAACUAGGCGAAAUCACUUCCAGCGUCAAAUUUCAAGAUCUGGAGGAAAAAACUGGCAAGCAACUCGUUUACAUCAUGUUGAGGGGCGUUCUUUGUAUUAUUGGUAUGGGUGGCUUCCUUGGGGUUUAGCAUUACAAAGGGAAAGGUGUUUAGGCUGCUAAAAUGCGGUGAUUCAAAAUGGUCGCCUAUGGGAUUUUUUUAUGGUUCAAGCAAGCGUAAUAUCACAGGGAGCACGGCACAUUAGGGGUUCAAUGAUAUGUCUUAUUUGCUUUUCCUCCUAGCCCUUUCAUGUGAUUUCCCUCUGCUGCUCAGAGGUUCUAGACCAUCUCGCUCGUCUAUGUGGGUUAUUAGACUACACUAGUUUUCUAAACGUUCUGACUAUUUUCCUGAUUGUGUACCGGCCUAUAGUAGCUAUACCAAUGCCAACA
Molecule: messenger RNA, 1871 nt
Organism: Neurospora tetraspora
Lineage: Eukaryota; Fungi; Ascomycota; Sordariomycetes; Sordariales; Sordariaceae
Exons: 2
Coding region: 242-1450 (402 amino acids)
Source: RefSeq, a predicted model, not a curated record